GCAGUACUUCGUGCUUUUCUCCCUAGCAAAAUGCCACACAGGAAUAGCUUAUUUUCCGCGUUAAGCAUUUUUCCCUUGGGGUUUCUUUGGUUCAUUUCUCCGCCUGCUGAGGCUGCACUUAAGACGUACCAGUUUGAUAUUCAAGUGAAGAAUGUGAGUAGGUUAUGCCAUGCAAAACCUAUUGUUACAGUAAAUGGGAGGUUUCCGGGGCCUACUGUGUAUGUUAGAGAAGGAGAUAGAGUUCAAAUCAAUGUUACCAAUCAUGCACAAUAUAACGUGUCUAUUCACUGGCACGGAUUAAAACAAUAUCGUAAUGGUUGGGCUGACGGACCUGCUUACAUUACUCAAUGUCCAAUCCAGACUGGAAGUAGCUAUGUUUACGACUUCAAUGUGACGGGACAAAGAGGUACCUUGUGGUGGCAUGCCCAUAUUCUUUGGCUAAGAGCCACUGUUUAUGGUGCAAUUGUGAUCCUGCCGCAACAAGGAACACCCUUCCCCUUCCCAAAGCCAGAGAGGGAAGAAGUUAUUUUGCUAGGGGAAUGGUGGCAUGCAGACGUUGAAAAGCUGGUAAACAAAGCAAACCAGUUAGGCUCACCUCCAAACAAGUCAGACGCGCACACAAUCAAUGGAAAGCCUGGACCACUGUUUCCAUGCUCUGAGAAACAUACUUUUGUCAUGGAAGUUGAACAAGGCAAAACGUACCUGUUGAGGAUCAUCAAUUCGGCCUUAAAUGACGAGCUUUUCUUUGGUAUUGCUGGUCACAGCAUGACUGUAGUGGAAGUUGAUGCGGUAUAUACCAAGUCAUUUGCCACUCAGGCCUUGCUGAUCGCUCCAGGCCAGACAACCAAUGUUUUGGUCCACGCAAAUCAAAUUCCAGGAAGAUAUUUCAUGGCUGCCAGACCUUUCAUGGAUGUUCAACUUCCCGUAGACAACAACACCGCAACAGGCAUCCUUCAAUACAAAGGCAUCCCUAAUACAGUUCUUCCAACGCUUCCUCAUUUACCCAAGUCUAACGAUUCAGCAUUUGCCUUCAGAUAUAACAAGAGGCUCAGAAGCCUGAAUUCACCACAAUUUCCCACAAAUGUUCCUCUACAAGUUGACAGGAACCUGUUUUACACAAUUGGUCUAGCAAGGAAUUCUUGUCCCGCCUGUUUAAAUGGAACCCGAUUAAUGGCUUCUUUGAACAACAUCUCUUUCACUAUGCCCGAAACUGCGCUUCUUCAGGCGCAUUAUUUCAAUGUUAAGGGGGUUUUUAAAACUGAUUUCCCCGAUCAGCCUCCUAAGCCAUUUAAUUAUACCGGUGCACCCCUCACAGCCAAUCUUAAGACCACUAUAGGCACAAGGCUCAGUAAAAUUGCAUUUAACUCAACUGUUGAAUUGGUAUUACAGGAUACUAAUCUUCUCUCCGUUGAAUCACACCCUUUUCAUCUUCAUGGUUACAAUUUCUUUGUUGUUGGAACUGGGAUGGGAAAUUUUGAUCCUGCAAAAGAUCCACCAAAAUAUAACUUGAUCGAUCCGCCAGAAAGAAACACAGUUGGUGUUCCUACUGGCGGUUGGACUGCCAUUCGAUUUAGAGCUGAUAAUCCAGGAGUAUGGUUCUUGCACUGUCAUUUGGAGAUUCAUACUGGAUGGGGACUGAAAACAGCAUUUGUUGUGGAAGAUGGUCCAGGGGCAGAUCAGGGUAUUCUACCUCCACCGAAGGAUCUCCCAAAAUGCUAGUUGCUGGAUUAUUUGAUUCAGCCAAUCUCAGUGUUUGUACAGGAAAACAUUUCUUGUGAAAUUGCAAUUAAUUUGUUUAUGCCUCUCAAAAAAAGAUGGUCGGAGGCUAUUUGAGUGUCAUACCUCAGACGCAAUCCUAAAGGUGCCAACAAAGUGUAAAAAGUCAGAAUUUUCCUUGGGAUAUUUGUUGGAACUGCAAAGUGUAAUAAAGUCCAGAUGCAUUAAUGUCAAUGGACUUCCAUUUUUUAUUUUUUUUUAGUUUUUUCA
Coffea eugenioides is the source of this 1986-nucleotide messenger RNA. RefSeq names its product laccase-11-like. NCBI's taxonomy places the organism in Eukaryota, Viridiplantae, Streptophyta, Magnoliopsida, Gentianales, Rubiaceae. Gene Ontology annotation, biological process: lignin catabolic process. Gene Ontology annotation, molecular function: hydroquinone:oxygen oxidoreductase activity; copper ion binding. The transcript has 6 exons. Gene Ontology annotation, cellular component: apoplast. Bases 31 to 1719 code for a protein of 562 amino acids. The record is from RefSeq and is a predicted model, not a curated record.